Molecule: messenger RNA, 2732 nt
Organism: Schistosoma spindalis
Lineage: Eukaryota; Metazoa; Platyhelminthes; Trematoda; Strigeidida; Schistosomatidae
Source: the annotation of a GenBank genome assembly
CUAAAUUGAAUGGGUUCCCCAUAUUUUCGAAGAUUGAUUUUUCAGACGCAUAUCUCCAAGUGGAGGUCGAAGACGACUGUAGAUUUUUGCUGACAGUAAACACACAUCGAGGAUUGUUCCAAUAUAAUAGACUGCCUUUUGGUAUAAAAUGUGCCCCGGCAAUUUUCCAGCAAGUCAUGGACACUAUGUUAAACGAUAUUCCGUUUGCCAUGGCAUAUAUGGAUGAUAUUAUUAUUGCUAGUAGAAGUGAAAAAGAACACUAUGAUCAUUUACUAGAAGUCUUCGCUCGUAUUAGAGAGUAUGGUUUUCGUAUAAAAGUAGAAAAGUGUUCAUUUUUUAUGUUAAGUAUUCGAUAUUUGGGAACAAUUAUCGAUUCUCAGGGACGUAGACCUGAUCCUGAAAAAGUACAUGCCAUUGUGAAUAUGCCAGCUCCAUCUAAUGUUAAAAUGCUUCAGUCAUUUUUGGGAAUGAUUAACUAUUAUAGCCAUUUUGUGCCAAAUAUGCAUACCCUGCGUGCUCCAAUGAAUGCACUAUUAACUAAGAAUACCAAAUGGAACUGGAAUAAGGAAUGUCAAGUGUCCUUCGAAAAAGUGAAACAGAUCUUGGCUUCUGAUUUAUUGCUUACUCAUUAUGACCCAAAACUUGAGUUAGUAGUAGCGGCAGACGCAUCUGAUUAUGGCAUUGGAGCGGUGAUUCUUCAUAAAUUUCCUAAUGGGUCACAAAAAGCUAUUUUUCAUGCUUCACGCACUCUUACUGUGGCUGAAAAAAAUUACAGUCAAAUCGAGAAGGAGGCUUUAGCCCUAGUGUUUGCGGUCAGGAAGUUCCACAAGAUGUUAUACGGUAGGAAAUUUACAUUGCAAACUGAUCAUAGACCAUUGCUGGCUAUAUUUGGCUCUAAGAAAGGAAUACCCAUCCACGCUGCAAAUCGGCUGACUAGGUGGGCUACUAUGUUGCUUGGAUACGACUUCGAAUUACUGUACAAGCCGUCAGCUUGUAUGGGUCAUGCAGAUGGGUUGUCAAGGUUAAUUGCUAAUAACCGUAAGUUAGAGGAAGAUAGCGUGGUUGCUUCUAUAUCAAUUGAACCGGAAAUAAAACGAGUGUUCUGUGAUGCUAUUAGAAUCCUACCAGUAACGGCGGAAGCGGUUAAAGAAGCUACGGCUAGUGAUCCUCUACUUAAAAGAAUAAAAGGAGCUGUUUUAAAUGGUUGGAAAGAGGAUAAGGCUGAUCGAGAAUUCCACCAAUUUUUUCUGAGACGUGAGUCUAUAUCGAUUUAUGAUAAUUGUUUAAUGUUUGGCGAUCGUGUUGUUAUCCCUAAAUCUCUUCAGUUUUUUGUGCUUAGACAGUUUCACAUUGGUCAUCCGGGAAUGAACAGAAUGAAAGCAAUUAUGCGUAGUUAUGUCUAUUGGCCAUUCAUGGAUAAGGCUGUGGAAGAACACGUAUUGAGAUGUCGUCGAUGUGCCGAAGGUGCAAAAGAUCCACCGAAAGUAGAAUCCCAGCCAUGGCCAGAAACGAAAACGCCUUGGGUUCGACUACACGUCGAUUAUGCUGGACCAAUAUAUGGACACUAUUUUCUGGUGGUGGUAGAUUCAUACUCAAAAUGGCCUGAAAUUUAUGUUGUGCGAAGACCUUCUACGUCUGAAACACUGUUACAUCUCAGACAACUAUUUGGUAGGUUUGGGACACCUAAUGUUUUGGUUUCAGAUAACGGGACGCAGUUCACGUCGUCACAGUUUGCGGAGUUCUGUAAACAAAAUGGAAUCGAACACAUUAGAACUCCACCGUAUCACCCUCAGUCAAACGGACAAGCAGAAAAGUUUGUUGAUAUUUUGAAGCGAGCUCUCUUAAAGAUGGGAAGAGAAGAUAAUGUAGAAGAGGCUCUGCAACAGUUUCUAAUUUCUUAUAGAAUCACACCGAGUUCAAAUUGUCAAGACGGGAAAUCACCAGCCGAAAUAAUGUUUGGCCGACCAAUUAGAACAUUGUUGAAUGUUUUGAAUCCGAAAGACAAAGUGUAUGGACUACAAAAAAAUAAGGAAGGGAAUUAUCCGAAGAUUCGAGAGUUUAAAGUAGGUGACUUAGUUUAUGCACGUGACUUCCGGCCUGGAAAGCCGAGAUGGAUAUUUGGAUGUAUUAAAAAAAGACGUGGGACAGUAUUGUAUGAGGUUAUGGUUGAAAAUACACUAAUUAUCAGACAUAUCAAUCAACUGAGAGACAGAAGAAAUGUUUAUGAGUCACCUAAAGUCAAAUCUUUACCAAUCGAAGUAUUAUGUGAUACUUUUAAUAUCCCACCACCACCACCACCACAAGUUGAAAUGGAAAAAAAUGAACUGAAAUCAGAUGCCAGUCGAAAAUCAUCACGUGAACGAAAACAAACGAGAUUUUUUCAAAUAGACCCGAAAGCGAAGUCAUACGAUCAAACUUCGUGAGGGAGGUGUUGUGUGGGCGAGAACGAUCGUGAUUGGUUGUCUGCUUAGUCAGACAUGUAGACAGUCUGACAGGUGUCAGAUAAGUUAUAUAUUCUCUUACCCUUAUCAUUGUGACUCACUCAUUCUUAUUUACAUUAUUAUUGAUUGUUCAUUGUUGUGGAUUGUGUCGGGUUUUUGGGUGUGAAAUAUAUUACGUUCCGGUCAGUCUGAUCUCGUGUUCUUGAUCUGAGUUUUGUUGAAGUCCUGUAGGAUAGACACUGGGAGGGAUCUAGUGUAGAUAAUCGUUUAAGCGUUACAACAUCAGACGAG